GCUGGGCGGUGCCCGGAGCGGGCGCUAUAAGUAGCCCGGCAGCUGGCAGAGUUUCUCAAUGAACAGCUGAGACUCGCAGGUGACCUGUGGCACCGGCUCAACCUCCCCCCAGACCCCUACCCCAAAGUGUGACUGAGGAUCCCUGGUCCUGUGCCUCCCAUAUACCCAGCCUGGGUGCAUUGCCUUAUUACCCCCAUACACAUCCUCUGACUGUGGACGGUGCUUGCUGACAUGUUCCUGGGAUCCCUGCUUCUCGCUGCACUGCUGGCUACUGGUUGCUCCUCCGUGAGGACGGGGGAACCAUCGUGCCCGACAGCUUGUGCGUGCCCGAAAGAAACUCCCACCUGCGCCCCUGGCAUCAGCCUCGUCACCGACAGCUGUGGGUGCUGCAAGGUUUGUGCCCGGCAGUACAACCAGGACUGCGAUUUACGGCACCCCUGCGAUCACAUCAAGGGGCUGCACUGUGACUUCGGAGCUGACCCUUCAUCAAGCUUAGGGAUCUGCAGAGCAAAGUUUGAAGGGCGACCCUGCGAAUUCUUUGGGCAGAUCUACCAGAACGGAGAGAACUUUCAGCCCAACUGCAAACACCAGUGCACCUGCAUGGACGGAGUGGUGGGCUGCAUGCCCCUGUGCCCCCAGGAGUUGGCGCUGCCCAGCGCGGACUGCAUCAAUCCAAGACUGGCCAAGGUCCCCGGACAGUGUUGCGAGGAAUGGUUGUGUGGCAGCAACCACAUCCCGGAGGACUCUGGAGACACCACCACCGGAGACGUGGAUGACUCGUUGAAGUCAUCUGAAGAGAUUGUAGACCAGGAGGAUGUUGAACCAGUGGCCAGUAACGAGCUCAUAACAUUGGUCCGAAAUGGAUUCAAGGUGGAGACAGCCCUGGGCCCUCAUCCUCAGCCAGACCGUUCCAGCUGUGCCAUCCAAACCACAGAAUGGUCUCAGUGCUCCAAAUCUUGUGGCAUGGGACUGUCUACCAGGAUAACCAACGACAAUCCGCAGUGCAAGCUGAUGAAGGAAACCCGUCUGUGCCAAAUCCGGCCGUGCAAGGACCCUUUCCCAGCAAAACCCAAGAACGGGAAGAGAUGCACCAGGACAAAGAAAGCCAAGCAGGCCGUCCACUUCACUUACGCGGGCUGCAGCAGUGUACGACGCUACAAGCCUCACUACUGUGGAUCCUGCACCGAUGGAAGGUGCUGCACCCCAUUCAAAACCCGCACCAUGCGCGUCCGCUUCCGCUGCGAAGACGGGGACACUUUCCAGAAAAGCAUGAUGUGGAUUGAAAAGUGCCGGUGUCAACAGAACUGCCCAUACCACAGCGAGCUGUCUUACCCGCAUUAUCGGUUACACAACGACAUCCACAAGUUCACAGACUGAGCGGCCAGGACCUGUUUUUUGUUUUUAUCCAGACUUAUGGGGCGGUGGCCACUAGCCGUGGCUCCCCAACCUUUAAACCAUUUCCAACCUACAGUGCCCCGACCACCGGCAAUUCGGUGGCGAUGCAGGGACAGGGCGUCACAACCAACACAUGGUCCAGAGACCCAAGAGUUACCAUUGACCCUUGUUUAAUCUCGCCUACGUGGAAAAGAGCUGUGAUGCAUUUCACAGGCUUAGCAAUGGUAGAGAGGCGGUGAUGCAGACUUAUUCCAGUAUGGGUGAAGGAUACAUUACUGUUAGCGGCUAUAGAGUGCAGUACAUCUAGAUCGUAGGUCUGGUGUUGAUGCGUGUUACUCCCGCUACAGGGAUAAAUCAGGGUAAUUGUACAGAAUGACUGUGGGACAGUAUUAUGAAACAAGGGACUAUAGAUGUCCUACCGUGGCAGGAAUAGAGUUGACGGAUUUUUGCGUCUGUUUCCACGAGCUGUGGCAAAAACCAUGGUGACUUCAAAGUAGAGAACGCUACACACUGUAAGAUGUAUAAAACUAGGAAUAUUGGGUGUUACCCUACGGGGACACUUUGACGUCCCCAUGAGGAAGGUUCCAAUUUAAGCACCUGGAAAAAAAAAUGGGUGAUUGUAGUGUACACUAGUGAAAUAGCGGACCGUGGUCUUCUAUUGUCGUUCUACACAACGACACUGAACCCACCACCUUGGAGACCAAGGCUAAACCGAUUGUGUUCAAUCGGGCCUUACUGUAACGUAAUAUAACCGGAGGUUUUUUCCUUCCUGAGUUUAGAAGUGAUAGCGCAGACAUUGUGUGACCCCCGAAACGUCACAGGCGGACAUAUUGGAUUACGUUUUUGUUGGAAGUCAUUCUUGAGAACUGUAUCUUGGUUUACAACAUGCCCAGUAUGAAUAAACGUCUACUGGAAGCCAUCACGAUACAGCGAGUGGAUUAGGGCCGAAACGAAAUCCAUUGAACUAGUUUAGACAAACAUUAUCCAGUAACGUGAGUAAUCCUAGGAUAAUAUCCAGCGCCGUGAUUGAUGAGGCUAGUUAUUGGAUGUGAGUAGAGACAGCACGCAGGUCUUGAGAGCUAUGCGUGACCCAGAUAUUGAAACGGGCCUUUUCUAACCCGUGCAGUGUUUUUAAAAGGGAUCAAUUAUAUUAUUGUUGUAGCCUAACCCACAGUCUGUGGAAGAGAUCAGACUUUUGAACGCUUGGUACAUUGCGUGGCGUCUGAGAGAAUGCAGGAUCAGGAAUUGUGUGUGUGUGUGUGUGUGUGUGUGUGUGUGUAUGUGAGUGUGUUUGUGUGAGGGGGGUGCCGGUGGGGCCCUGUCGGAGAGGCAGUAUUUGGCAGUGAAUAAGGGAACUGGGCUACAGUUUGUAGUUUCCAUAAGGGCACUUUAAAUGAUUUGCUGCUGAUAAAACAGCUUAAUCUGUCGCCUGCCCCUCUUGCCUGGGCCACCGUCUGUCGUCGGCCCACGGUCGGCACUUUUUUUGAAAGUCAAGUUGACCGCAGUGCCUCAGUCGGUGAAGGAGCCAAAGACUGAUUGGCCGUGGGGAUCUAUCAAAAAGGUUCCAAAAAUGAAACAAAAACAUUUACAUAGUCCACUUACAGCAGUUUGGCAUAGUCUACCAAAGUUACUUUUUGUAUUAUUAUGAUUUAACUGUUACUUUAGCUGAUGGUCUAGUCUCGUUACGUGUCAUUUCGAAACUUUUUUUUUUUAAUUCAGCUUUUAUUUUUCUCUAUAACAAUAUUAGACUUUUAGAAAUGGAGGGAAUAACUCCAUAUACUUUUUUACCCAGCAUAAAUAGAGUUUACUGUUUUCCCGAUGAAUAACGAGUACUUGUCACCUGGAUGCAGCCAUUUUUCAUAGGAUGAAGAAAAAGUGUUUUUGAGAAUGAACUUUUUAGGAACUGGUGACAAGUGGCCAAGGCAUUUACUAGGAAAACAAACACAGCCGGCACUGAGGCGAUAGGCCACACCCACAAGAUGGCUACCUCCACUACUUUAUGUGGACAUAACAGGUGUACUUUAAAGAUGUUUCAACCACUUCUUUGGUUGUUCUCUAGCACUUGGGGGUGCAUAUAGCCUUGAUAUACGCUGAAGUAGUGGAGCCGGCUGCAAAACCAAGCCUUAUUGUCAAGACAUAGUGUAAUAUGGAACUGUGCAGGAUGCAACAUAUAUAUAACUAGGAGAGGAAAGGGUGUGUGAGGAGUGUGUGGGGGGUCCUUGUACUGCCGACACUGAGAUAUGUCAUAAAUAGAUUUCUGUGACACAUCAAUAAGCAAUAUUUGCUUCCCGAUAGAGGUGUAAUCUUUUGUCUAAUGUUAGUGUCUUUUUUCUGUGUAAAGGGUAAAGUAUUUUUUUAAUACAUUAUUUACAUUUAAAUUGUGUCCCCAUCGUAGGGUUAAAACGAAAUAUUGUAUGUAUUUAAAAGGGUUAGCUAGUUGACAUAACUCCCUGUUCGCUCUGCACGGACGGGGUACGGUUGUAUCUCACUAGCAGUGGGGGUUCCAUGUAAGAACGCAACCCCAUUAGAAAAACCGCGUGAGGGUGAGGGGUUGUGUUUAUCUGGGAUUGUAAAAAGUGUACAACCCCCGUUUAAGGCUUCUGUGACUGAUUUUUAAAAUAUAUACAAUGUCUGUAUGUCUGACAGUAUUACAAGCUUUUAUAUGUAAAGUUUAAUAAAAAAAUACAUGUAUAUAGAAAA
Messenger RNA from Pseudophryne corroboree (corroboree frog), 4095 nucleotides. Its product is annotated as CCN family member 1-like. Gene Ontology annotation, biological process: signal transduction; cell adhesion. The transcript is spliced from 5 exons. The coding region runs from base 232 to 1377 and encodes 381 amino acids. Gene Ontology annotation, molecular function: heparin binding; integrin binding. Gene Ontology annotation, cellular component: extracellular matrix; extracellular region. The record is from RefSeq and is a predicted model, not a curated record. NCBI's taxonomy places the organism in Eukaryota, Metazoa, Chordata, Amphibia, Anura, Myobatrachidae.